This is a messenger RNA of Phyllostomus discolor (pale spear-nosed bat), 2928 nucleotides long. It is a transcript of the gene ODAD4, whose product is annotated as tetratricopeptide repeat domain 25. NCBI's taxonomy places the organism in Eukaryota, Metazoa, Chordata, Mammalia, Chiroptera, Phyllostomidae. The transcript is spliced from 12 exons. Bases 846 to 2744 code for a protein of 632 amino acids. Gene Ontology annotation, molecular function: protein binding. Gene Ontology annotation, cellular component: cytoplasm. The record is from RefSeq and is a predicted model, not a curated record.
AAUGCCGUCACCAUGUCGGAGAUAGAGGACCCAGAAACGAACGGCUUGCGAAGCACCUUUGCCUCUUACAUGGCGGAGGGCGAGCGGCUUUAUCUCUGCGGGGAGUUCUCUAAAGCUGCCCGUAGUUUCAGCAACGUGAGUCACGCUCUGAACCUAUCAGUCAUCCAUCACCACUUUGGAUUCCUGAUAAUGAGGUCCUGAUGAUGCCCUCCGUAAGAUGCCCGUUACUUCUGUUCACUUGUUCCUGAUUAAUGCACCACUGUGACGGAUAAGCCCCUGCAGAACCAUUUCCUACCAAUUCCCACUGCAUUCUGCCUGAUUCUUACUUAGUAACCACUUUGUGCGUUUCAGCAUGACCUUUUCUUUUUUGCUCAAGUAUUUCGUGAUUGACUGGCCCCCCUACAGAGCAGCCCCAAUUUCCCAUCAUUGGCCAAGAGAUUGGCUGGGAGACUUCUUGCAGAAGUGAAGUCUCAGUUGCUUAUGGAAGGUGGUCCGUAAAUAACUAACAUUAUCACACACAGCCUUAUUGUAAAUCGCUCCACCCCACCGUAAGUAAGGGGAUUAAGUGCUGUUUUAGGAUACCAGGCAUACUGCUAGGCGCAGUAGAAGUCUAUGGGGGAGACACUGUUAUUACACAAUGUAUACAGAAGGAAACUGAUAAGGAAGUUGGGUAGCAUGCCCAAGAUCACUGAACUAGCAAGUGGCAGAGAAGGAGUCGACCCCAAGCAGUCAGACUCCAGUUCUGAGGUGCUAACCACCAGAGAACACUCCCUCCCUCGCAAGCUCUGUACCUUCAGAAUGGAGACAAGAACUGCCUGGUCGCCCGCUCCAAGUGCUUCCUGAAGAUGGGAGAGUUAGAGAAGUCCCUGAAGGACGCCGAGUCUUCGCUCCAGGGGGACCCGACUUUCUGCAAGGGGAUUUUACAAAAGGCUGAGACCCUGUACACCAUGGGAGACUUUGAGUUUGCCUUGGUGUUCUAUCACCGAGGCUACAAGCUGUGGCCUGAUCGGGAAUUCAAAGUGGGAAUUCAAAAAGCCCAGGAAGCCAUCAACAACUCAGUGGGCAGUCCUUCUUCCAUUAAGCUGGAGAACAAAGGAGACCUCUCCUUCUUGAGCAAGCAGGCCGAGAGUAUGAAAGCCCUGCAGAAGCCGCACCUGGUGAGACACCUCCUACACCCGCCUAUGAGAGAGUCCAAGCGGAAGGGCUCCCUCAAGAGCAAGAAGACUGUCCGCCAGCUCCUGGGCGAGCUCUACGUGGACAAGGAGUAUCUGGAAAAGCUCCUACUGGACGAAGACCUGAUCAAAGGCACGGUCAAGCGUGGCCUGACCGUGGAGGACCUCAUCAUGACCGGCAUCAACUACCUGGACUCCCGCAGCGACUUCUGGAGGCAGCAGAAGCCCAUCUACGCCAGGGAGCGCGACCGGAAGCUGAUGCAGGAGAAGUGGCUGCGGAACCGCAAGCGCAGCCCCUCACAGACAGCCCAUUACAUCCUCAAGAGCCUGGAGGACAUUGACAUGCUGCUGACCAGCGGCAGUGCUGAGGGCAGCCUCCAGAAGGCGGAGAAAGUGCUGAAGAAGGUGCUGGACUGGAACAAGGAAGAGGUGCCCAACAAGGACGAGCUGGUUGGAAACCUGUACAGCUGCAUCGGGAACGCCCAGAUCGAGUUGGGGCAAAUGGUGGCGGCCCUGCAGAGCCACAGGAAAGACCUGGAGAUCGCCAAGGAAUACGACCUUCCUGAUGCCAAGUCACGAGCGCUGGACAACAUCGGCAGGGUUUUCGCCCGAGUUGGCAAAUUCCAGCAAGCCAUUGACACGUGGGAGGAGAAGAUCCCUCUGGCGAAGACCGCUCUGGAGAAGACCUGGCUGUUCCAUGAGAUUGGCCGCUGCUACUUGGAGCUGGACCAGGCCUGGCAGGCCCAGAAUUACGGCGAGAAGUCCCAGCAGUGCGCGGAGGAAGAGGGGGACAUUGAGUGGCAGCUGAACGCCAGUGUCCUGGUGGCCCAGGCACAAGUGAAGCUGAGAGACUUCGAGGCGGCCGUGAACAACUUCGAGAAGGCGCUGGAGAGGGCGAAGCUUCUCCACAACGACGAGGCACAGCAGGCCAUCAUCAGCGCUUUGGACGAUGCCAACAAGGGCAUCAUCGACGAGCUGAAGAAAACGAACUACAGGGAUUUGUUCAAAGAAAAGAGAGAGAAAGAGGCUGCUGCACUGGAUUAUGCGUCAGUGACGGUGAAGGAGAAGGAGAAGGAAGGAGUGAAAAAAAGGAGGGAUGAGCCCGAGAAGGUGAUGAAGCAGUGGGACAGAGACCAAACUGAAAGUGAGAAAGACACAGAGGACGAGUCGCCCUACGAAGACACUCUGAUGGCAGUGAGAAAACAGGAGGAAGACAGGCAGAGAGAAGUCGAGAGGACCAGCUCCUUAAGGGGAAGAGAAUCAGGAUCCACGGGGACGGAUUCAGGAGAGCUGGCCCAGAGACUGUCCGGAGAACUGGGUGUGAGAUCGGGAGAAGCAGGCAGGAGAGCGUCAGAAGCGAACAGGAGUGAAUCAAGAGAAGUUUACAGGAGGACUUCCAAUCUGGAUCAAAAACUCGAAGAAGACUCAAUCAAAAGGGAACUGGAAGGACAAGAGGAGAGUCAGUCAGAAGCCAGCAGAAGAGAGUCGGAAGAGCAAGGGAAAAUAGAAUUGGGAGAAACGAAAACAGAAAAUGAUGAAAACAUGGGAGAAGAUGAAAAGAAAGAUGAAUAAGGCAGGUUUUAGUAGGCAUCAGAAUCAGGAGGCUGGUGUUCGCAGGCACCACGGGGAUCUUAGGAAACCGCUUUCAAAUUGAGAUUUUUUUUAAUGGGGAAAAAAAAUGUGGCCUGGGCCCUACAGGUUACUUCUGCCUCUUUCUGAUACUGUUUUCCCUUUAAAUAUAUAUCUUUCACUCUUA